Molecule: messenger RNA, 1943 nt
Organism: Cicer arietinum (chickpea)
Lineage: Eukaryota; Viridiplantae; Streptophyta; Magnoliopsida; Fabales; Fabaceae
Source: RefSeq, a predicted model, not a curated record
CUAUCAUUUAUGAAUGACUCACUAGACUCUACGCAACACUUCACUCUCUUCUCUGCCCUUGCUUUCCUAACCCAACUUUUGAAUCAUAAAUCACAAACUCUAUUCCUUCCCUUUCCUCCCCCCUCUCUCUCUAAUACAUGAUCAAUAGAACAAAAAAAAAAAAAUCACUUUUCAUUCCUUUGUACCCCAAAUUUCACAAAACUUCUUCUACUUCAAAUCAAGAGAGUACUCUUGUUGAGUUUGUUUGGUUCUUCAUUUUAGAAUUUAUCCUUUUUUAACCUGUUGUGUGUGUGAUGAUGGCUCAAAAGUACUUACACGAGCUACUAAAACAAGAUCAAGAACCAUUCCUUCUUAACAAAUACAUUUCAGAUAAACGCAACCAAAUCAAAAAAACCACUCCUUUUUCAAACACAAUUUUACAACAACACAAAAAACCAAUUCAAAAUUCGAACUUCCACAUAAAUCUCUGUAAAAACACUUCUUGUUUUUUCUCAUUUCCAGAAACACCAGAGUUCAGAAAAUCACCACUUUUUGAACUAACUUCCCCAGCUAAUAAAACCCCUUCUUCUCGAACAGCAACACUUCUUCUAGAAGCUGCUCUUAGGAUCCAUAAACAUUCAUCUUCUUCCAAAACAAAAACCAAAGGGUUUGGAUUAUUUGGGUCUUUAUUCAAGAGACUCACGCAACGAAACCAGAACCGGAAACGCCAAAUAGAAGGUCAAAAUGUGUCUGUAAAGGAUAUAUUGAAAUGGGAUUCGUCUAAAAAUUUGGAUUAUGAGAAGAAAAACAACAACAUGGUUAAUGAUACUGAGGUUGGGUUUGUUUGGUCGGAGGAUAAAUCAUUGGAAAUGGAAACUUCGUGUAGUGGUUACUCUUUUGUUACUGAUCAAGAAGCUUGUGGUUGUUAUCACUGUGCUUUCUCUGAAAGCCCUUUCCGUUUUGUUCUUCAAACGACUUCUUGCUCCGGCACCCACACGCCGGAGCUGGCAUCGCCGGCGCGUCAUAAAACAGAGGACAAAGAAAGUAAUGGAGCUGAGGAUCUCAAUAAAUUAAAGUCAGGGGAAGAAGAGGAAGAAGAUAAGGAACAAUGUAGUCCGGUCUGUGUUUUAGACCCACCAUUCGAGGACGAUGACGAAGGACAUAUAAAUGAUGACGAUGAAGAUGAAGAUGGUGGUGAUUUUGAUUUGGAGAGAAGCUAUGCAAUUGUACAGAGAGCAAGACAGCAAAUUUUGUACAAGCUUCGCAGAUUUGAGAAACUCGCAGAGUUGGAUCCGAUAGAGCUUGAGAAAAGAAUGCUGGAUCAAGAAGAGGAAGAGGAUGAAACAUACAUGGAAGAGGAUGAUGAAGAAGAAAUGGAAGUAUCAUCAUGUAAAGAAAAGGAUUUCAAAGAACUUGUUUUUGAAGCUGUUUAUCUGUCAAUGGUUCAUGAGAGACAACAAAUCCCACAAGAGUUAAAGAAACUGAUAUAUGAUGUUGUUGUGGAAGAAGAGAGAGAAUUUAAUAAUUCAUUAGAAGACAUGGAAAUGGUGAUAAAAAAGAUAUGCAAGAGGCUUGAAUCAUGGAAAGAAGUGGAGCCUAACACAAUUGAUAUGAUGAUAAAAGAGGAUUUCUUUAUAGAGGAUGAAGGGUGGAAGAAAAAUGUAGAGCAAGUAAGAAAUAUGGCUGGAGAGGUUGAAUUUGCUAUCUUUAGCAUUCUAGUGGAGGAAUUUUCAGAGGAAUUAGUAUGUUCAUGUGUGUAAGUUUUGAAACUAAGUAUGAAUGGAUGAUUAUCUUUAUUCUUUUUCUUUGUAGGGUAUAGUCUGACAUGGAAUGUAUUGGGAUAGGAUAGUUAAAAAAGAAAAAAGAAAAGUGACCCAAGAAUAUAAUUUGGGUUUUAUGUACAUGAUGACUUGGUGUUUUGAGCUAGAAUGUGGAGAUAUUGUGAGUCUCAUUUGCUUCAUUAA